This is a messenger RNA of Zeugodacus cucurbitae (melon fly), 1493 nucleotides long. RefSeq names its product prostaglandin E synthase 2 (gene Su(P)). The transcript has 3 exons. NCBI's taxonomy places the organism in Eukaryota, Metazoa, Arthropoda, Insecta, Diptera, Tephritidae. The record is from RefSeq and is a predicted model, not a curated record. Gene Ontology annotation, cellular component: mitochondrion. Bases 171 to 1394 code for a protein of 407 amino acids. Gene Ontology annotation, molecular function: prostaglandin-E synthase activity.
UAGCGGAAGUGGCAUCUCCCCUUUUCGCCCAAAUCAGCUGACCCUUAAGAAGGUUAUUUCAGGAUUGGUGCUUAUUAAAAAUUUUACACAUAAAAGAGUUUCGACCGGUAUUAAGUAACAUAUUACUUUUUAAUUAAUCUUAAAUAUUGGUGAUUAAUUAAAAAACAAUAAUGUCAACUUUGCGAAUCGGAGUUAGUCGAGGAAUUGCAGCAGGCAUUGGAUCCCGCACUAUUAAGAGCAAUACGUUACCUGCAUAUCGAUCAAUUGGUGCACAGUGCAGACGUUAUGCCUCACAGGUUAAUCCUAAACGGAAUGGUACAAGCACUUUUAAGUUGGCACUUAUUGGUGCAGGUAUUGGCGCCGCUUCGGGUACAGCAUAUUCUGUAUAUGGGAAUUGGAAAGACAAAAGUUCGCACAUGGAACACCAGCGUAUUCCACCCAAAGUUCUCAAAGAACUACCAGAUGUUAGAAUAACAAAGCGUUACAUUAACCCCAACGAUAAGUCCAAUUUAAACAUAAUACUUUUCCAAUACCAAACGUGUCCAUUCUGUUGUAAAGUGCGCGCUUUUCUUGAUUACAUGGGUAUAUCGUAUUCUGUGGUCGAGGUUGAUGCGGUAUUGCGACAAGAUAUAAAAUGGUCCGAGCAAAAGAAAGUUCCCAUGAUUUUGGUUCAACAAGGCGAUGGACGUUACAUACAAAUGACGGACUCCAGUGCAAUUAUCUCUCUCUUGGCAUCAUAUUUAAAUGACAAGGAUAUUGAUAUAGGCGAUUUAGCCAAAUUUUAUCCCAUGAUAUCGUAUUUCGAUGACAAUGACAAGAAGCGUCUGGACAUAAUGAAUAAAUAUUUCCUUAUGUACCAAGAUAAAACACCAAAACAUAUAACUCAAGAUAUACAAGAGAAUGAACGGAAAUGGCGUACGUGGGCCGAUUCACACCUUGUACAUCUUAUCUCACCCAAUUGUUACCGUACUUUAGGCGAAGCACGUGAAACAUUUGAGUGGUUUUCGAAGGCCGGUGAAUGGGACAUUUACUUCCCCAAAUGGGAACGUGAUUUAAUGGUGAAUGUGGGCGCUUUUGCUAUGUGGGGUAUAAGUAAAAUGCUAAAACGUCGUCAUGGACUAUCAGACGAUGUACGCUCGCAUAUUUAUGAUGCACUUGAUAAGUGGACCAGAGAAGUUGAAAAGCGGCAAAAGAAAUUCAUGGGAGGUGACCGUCCAAAUUUAGCGGAUCUAUCAGUUUUUGGUGUACUUAAUAGCAUGGAAGGUUGUGAAGCAUUCGGUGACUGCAUGAAAAAUACAAAAAUUGGUGUAUGGUACAAUAAUGUAAAGGAACUAGUCGAUCGGAAUCGCGGCGAUUUAGUGAGACGAACAGAGUUGGUUCCGCUUACCGCUUAACGAUCCAAAGAAUAUUUUAAACUUUAUAUAAUAUAUUUAUUGAAAUUAACGAAGUGAUUAAAUAUAAUUUAAAAGCUUUAAUAAAUUAUUAAAUAAUAA